Sphenostylis stenocarpa is the source of this 1920-nucleotide messenger RNA. The record is from the annotation of a GenBank genome assembly. NCBI's taxonomy places the organism in Eukaryota, Viridiplantae, Streptophyta, Magnoliopsida, Fabales, Fabaceae.
AUGGAGGAUAUAUCGAAAUACGCGCACAGUCCUGCACACGUGGCAGUAGCGAGGCGUGACCAUGCCGCACUGCGCCACCUCGUUUCCUCCAUUCCUCGACUCGCCAAAGCCGGUGAGGUCAACACUGAAGCUGAAUCGCUCGCGGCGGAGCUCAAAGCCGACCAGGUGUCCGCGGUUAUCGACCGCCGCGACGUUCCGGGAAGAGAAACCCCUCUCCACCUGGCGGUGCGUCUCAGAGACGCUGUCUCCGCCGAGAUUCUCAUGUGUGCUGGUGCGGAUUGGAGUCUUCAGAACGAGCACGGUUGGAGUGCGCUCCAAGAAGCCGUGUGCACUAGAGAGGAAGCCAUUGCGGUGAUCAUCGCGCGCCACUACCAGCCUCUUGCGUGGGCCAAAUGGUGCCGCAGACUUCCCCGAAUUGUGGCUUCCGCUGCUCGAAUCCGCGACUUCUACAUGGAGAUAUCUUUCCAUUUCGAGAGCUCCGUCAUUCCCUUCAUUGGCCGCAUUGCCCCUUCCGACACCUACCGUAUUUGGAAGCGCGGUUCCAACCUCCGCGCUGAUAUGACCCUGGCUGGCUUCGACGGAUUCCGCAUCCAGCGUUCCGACCAAACCUUUUUGUUCCUCGGAGAGGGUUAUGCUUCCGAGGAUGGGAAUUUGAACCUACCACCGGGUUCUUUGCUUGCGCUUUCUCACAAGGAGAAGGAGGUUACCAAUGCUUUGGAGGGAGCUGGUACGCAGCCAACGGAAGCUGAGGUUAAUCAUGAAGUUUCUUUGAUGUCUCAGACUAAUAUGUAUAGACCCGGUAUUGAUGUUACUCAGGCGGAGCUUGUUCCCCAUUUGAAUUGGCGGCGACAGGAGAAGACUGAGAUGGUGGGAUAUUGGAAGGCUAAGGUUUAUGACAUGCUUCAUGUCAUGGUGAGUGUCAAGUCGAGGAGGGUGCCGGGUGCUAUGACUGAUGAGGAGCUUUUUGCUGUGGAUGAUGGAGAGAGUAUGGUGAAUGGAGAGAAUAAUGAUGAGUAUGAUGAUGUGUUGACCGCUGAGGAAAAAAUGCAGUUGGAUUCGGCGCUGCGGAUGGGAAACUCUGAUGGUAUUUGUCAGGAGGAGGAGCCUGGAGGAGGGUUUGAUGGUCAUGAGAAUGGUUCAGCAGCGUCCUAUUCUGAAGCCAAUGGUGGGGCUAAAGAGAAGAAGAGCUGGUUUGGUUGGAACAAGAAAAACAUGAAGGCUGGCGGCGGUGAGGAGCUUGAGGAUUUUAAGUCUGCGAAGAAGCUUUCGGGUGAUCCGCAAAAGCCACAACCUGAUGUUGUGAAGGAUAAAAACUUCAAGAGGAAAAAGAAGAAAGGAGGAGUUAAUGAGUCUAAGAAUGAGAGUGAGUACAAAAAGGGCUUAAGACCUGUCUUGUGGUUGACACCGGACUUUCCUUUGAAAACAGACGAACUUCUGCCCUUGCUUGACAUCUUAGCAAACAAGGUUAAGGCUAUUAGGAGACUCAGAGAACUUUUGACGACUAAACUUCCUCAUGGAACCUUUCCUGUUAAGGUGGCUAUACCUAUAGUUCCUACUAUACGAGUCCUUGUCACCUUUACGAAAUUUGAGGAGCUUCAGCCAGCAGAGGAGUUUUCAACUCCACUCUCCAGCCCAGCAUACUUCCAGGAUGCCAAAUCCAAGGAAUCAGAAGGGUCUACGUCGUGGAUUUCAUGGAUGAAAGGAAGUCGAGGUACACAGUCCAAUGAUUCUGAUAGUCAUAGAUAUAGGGAUGAAAUCGACCCUUUCAGUAUACCUUCGGACUACAAAUGGGUGGAUGCCAAUGAGAGGAAACGCCGUAUGAAGGCAAAGAGAGCUAAAAAUAAGAAACAUAAGAAGCAGACAGCCGCCAAAGGAGGAGAUGGAUUACAACUAGGGGGUGAGGACGUGGAAGAAUACUAA